AUGAAUGAUCAAUCAAAAAGUGAUCAGGGCAUGUUGGACAGCGGAAGGCGGAAGGGUUCGAGCGAAAAGCGUGCUAGCAGUGUCAUUGAGGCCACAGAAGGCGCGCUUUUGAAUGUAGGGGUGUCCCCUCCCCCUAGUGCUCCAUGUGGUGCAUGCAAGUUUUUGAGGAGGAAAUGCAUUAGUGGAUGCAUUUUUGCUCCCCAUUUUGGCUCUGAUCAAGGUGCAGCAAGAUUUGCAGCGGUGCAUAAAGUGUUUGGAGCAAGUAAUGUAUCAAAACUCUUGUUGCAUCUUCCGGAAAAUCGAAGAAAUGAUGCUGUUGUUACCAUAUCAUAUGAGGCUCAAGCAAGACUUUCUGAUCCUGUUUAUGGUUGCGUCUCAACAAUUCUUGCGUUACAGCAACAGGUAGCAUCUCUUCAAGCAGAGUUGGCAGUGGUGCAAACACAGCUGAUGAACAGCAGAUUGGCAAUGGCAAAUGCCCUUCGAGAUUCACAAGCAAUACAGCAGCAGAAAAUUGUAGCCUUACAACCAGCUUACUCCAACACAUCUGCAGCUUCAAAUACUCUGAUGAAUAUAAACAGCUUCAACUCUAACUUUGAUCUUGUUGGUGAAGCUGCCCCAUCCAACAGUUUUGAUCCCGUUCAUCUCUCCCAAGCCCCUCAAGAAGUAGAAGAAGAAGAUGAGGAAGAGAGUCAGAACCACCUUGAUUUCACCAGUCAGAUAUUCCACCAAGAUAAUAAAACCUUUUUUUAA
Messenger RNA from Coffea eugenioides, 750 nucleotides. RefSeq names its product LOB domain-containing protein 20. The record is from RefSeq and is a predicted model, not a curated record. Lineage: Eukaryota; Viridiplantae; Streptophyta; Magnoliopsida; Gentianales; Rubiaceae. Gene Ontology annotation, cellular component: nucleus. Bases 1 to 750 code for a protein of 249 amino acids. Gene Ontology annotation, biological process: positive regulation of DNA-templated transcription; hormone-mediated signaling pathway. The transcript has 2 exons.